AUGAACACCCUUUCUGUAUUCGUUUACCUGAAAGGAAGAAAGAGAAUAUUAGACGUGGCGGCAUUUUGGUUUUCUGUUUGGCCAAGCAAGCGCAGGUAUAUAGUAAAUCCCAAGUCCUCAUGCCCAGGCAUAACUGAAAUCGUUACUCCUUCUUCUUCUUCUGAUAAACCUCUCGAGCUUUUCUCUCUUGCCCUGAAAAUGACUACGAAGCUAACGACGUGCUUUUCCCACUGGAAUAUCACGGGGCUCAACUCUAUCUCUAACUCUAAGCCCUCCAAUGUACUUCACUUUCCCUUGCCACACCGUCGCCUUCUUCCUGCUACUUGCAGAGCGGGAAAGCAGGAGGACCCCAAUUUCCAGCGUCAAAAUCAACCCAUCAAGAAAGUUCCUGAUGACCAAACUUCGGCACAUGGGAGUCGCCAACCAAAAGAAUAUGACGACUCUAGCAAGGAAAACUCAAGAAAUACUUGUACUCCUGCAGAGAAUAGCCUUGCAAAGAAUUUUAGUCUUUCUAAUAUCACGCCUUUGACCGGAAUCAAAGAUAUAGUAAUAGAGCAUAGCGAGGAGCCAUCAGGUACCCAACUCCAGAAUUUGUUGGAGGAGAAGAGAUAUGUAGAGAAAGAUUCCAACGCUUUUCUCUUAAAUCAAGCUAGAGUUCAGGAACUCAGAGAUCUUCAAAACAUUCUUCAUAAGAUGGAAGUAUUGCAAAGAAAAAUUGAAGUCUUGGAGAAAAGGUUGGCAGAGACUGAAGCACAGUUAAAAGUGGCCGGCCAGGAAAGGGUGCGUGUGGAACGCAUGGAAAGAGAGUACUCAUUCUUAAAGUCUUGCCUGAAAAGCUUGGAGUCAAAGUUCUCUGUUUCUCAGGAAAACUUAUCGGAGAUGCUUGCAACACUAAGAAUUAGAGGCAAGGAUCUAAGGGAUGAGACUGAAAAUUCACAGUUGUUGAUAGAUAGGGAAACCAAACAAGCUGACAAAUCUAUUACAGUACUGCAACAAAACCAGGACCUUCAAAGAAAGGUUGAACAAUUAAGGAGACCUGAUGAAGAACCCGUGGAUGAUAUGCCACAGGAAUUCUGGAGUCAGUUGUUGCUUAUAAUUGAUGGUUGGUCACUUGAAAAGAAAAUAUCAAUACAGGAUGCCAAGGUUCUGCGAGAAAAGGUGUGGAAAAGAGAGAGAUAUAUUCAAGAUACAUACAUUGCUGUCAAAGAACAGAGUGAACAUGAAAUCAUUUCGGCACUUCUUGCAUCAUCUGCGACAAGUUCGGGAUUGUAUGUGAUUCACAUUGCAGCAGAGAUGGCACCAGUAGCCAAGGUUGGUGGUUUGGGGGAUGUUGUUAGUGGCCUUUGUAAAGCAUUGCAGAGGAGAGGACACCAUGUUGAAAUUAUUCUUCCCAAAUAUGAUUGCAUGCAGUAUGACCAGAUCAAUGACUUAAGGGCUUUAGAUGUAGAGAUAAACUCAUACUUUGAUGGACAACUAUGCAAAAAUAAAAUCUGGGUUGGCACUGUUGAAGGCCUUCCUGUGUAUUUCAUUGAGCCCGUCAACUAUGGUGAGUUCUUUCGGAGAGGACAUAUUUAUGGAGAACUUGAUGAUUUCAAGCGCUUUUCAUUUUUCAGCCGUGCAGCUCUUGAGUUUCUUCAUCAAUCAGGCAAGAAGCCUGAUGUCAUUCAUUGCCAUGAUUGGCAGACAGCAUUUGUUGCUCCACUAUAUUGGCAUGUAUAUUUCCCAAAGGGAUUGAAUUCUGCAAGAAUAUGUUUUACAUGCCACAACUUUGAGUAUCAAGGGACUGCACCAGCUUCAGAAUUGGCAUCAUGUGGUCUUGAUUACCGCCAGUUUAACAGACCAGACAGACUGCAGGACAACAAAGCUCAUGACAGAGUCAAUCUUGUCAAGGGUGGAAUUGUUUUCUCUAACAUUGUGACAACAGUGUCACCUACUUAUGCUCAACAGCUGCAGACCAUGGAGGAAGGACAGGGCCUCCAUUCAACGCUUCGUUCACAAUCCCACAAAUUUUUUGGCAUUCUAAAUGGUAUCGACACUGAUGCAUGGAAUCCUAAUACUGAUACUUAUCUCAAAGUUCGGUACAAUGCAAGUGAUCUUCAAGGGAAAUCAAAAAACAAGGAUGACCUGAGAAGGAAACUCGGUCUCUCAUCUGCAGAUGCCAGGAUGCCAUUGGUUGGCUGUGUAACAAGAUUGGUACCACAAAAAGGUGUUUUUCUUAUCAAACAUGCGAUUUAUCGAACAUUAGAGAUGGGAGGACAAUUUGUUCUUCUUGGUUCAAGUCCAAUACCAGAAAUUCAGGAAGAAUUUGAGACCAUGCAUCACAGCUUUCAGGAUAAUGACCAUGUUCGGUUGAUAUUGACAUAUGAUGAAUCUCUCUCCCAUCUUAUUUUUGCUGCAUCUGACAUGUUUGUCAUUCCAUCGAUCCUUGAACCUUGUGGCCUAACACAGAUGAUAUCAAUGAGAUAUGGCACCAUCCCCAUUGCUAGAAAAACUGGAGGAAUCAAUGACAGCGUUUUUGAUGUCAAUGAUAGUACAGUACCUUACGAGUCAAGAAACGGAUUUACAUUUUUGAAGGCAGAUGAGAAGGGAUUAGAUGAUGCUUUGAAGCGUGCAUUUGAAUUUUACAAAGGAAAUCCAGAGAGCUAAUCGCUUGUUGAGAAGGACAUGAACAUAGAUUUCAGCUGGAAAUCUUCAGCAGCACAGUAUGAGAAGCUCUACUGCAAUGCUGUGGCUAGAGCAAGGAGAAGGAAUAUACUUAAACAAACCUAACAACUUUCACUUCUGUGGCAACUUUUCAAGAUUUAACUUCUGUGUCGUUUUGUGAAUGGAUUCUUCUGUUUGAAUUCAAGGGAAUAAGCUGUCCGUCAUGCUCUAUGCACCCUGUUAAAUUUGUGCCAGGUGUUAAUAAAAUAAAAUUUUUCUUCUUA
Messenger RNA from Prosopis cineraria, 2927 nucleotides. Its product is annotated as probable starch synthase 4, chloroplastic/amyloplastic. The record is from RefSeq and is a predicted model, not a curated record. Gene Ontology annotation, molecular function: alpha-1,4-glucan glucosyltransferase (UDP-glucose donor) activity. NCBI's taxonomy places the organism in Eukaryota, Viridiplantae, Streptophyta, Magnoliopsida, Fabales, Fabaceae.